AUAAUAUGUUUAAUUAAGUAAUAGCCCAAACCUUUAAUCCUAAAUUGAUCACUUAACUUUUUUCUUUUUUUUUUUUUUUUUUUUGUGCAAAUAGCACUACACUUUUAAAAAUUAAAUGAAGAAGGCGAAUUAAGUAGUGCAAUUUUUUUCGCCUUCAAAAAAAAAAAAAAGAUAUUUACCGUUUUGACACGGCUACAAAUGUGAAUCAGCGGAUGAAGAGGAAAAGAAAUACGAAAAGGGAAAAAUGAGCAACAGAAAGAAGUGUUCGGCGGCGACGGCAGUGGGGAGCGAUGAGGUGGAGCAGUUGUUGCAAUCAGCGCAGGACGAGGUGCUCUUAAAACUUUCUGUUGACAGCCAUAUGUCCCGCGUGGCCCCCGAUUAUCUCGAUCCCGAUCUCCACCGUCGAUUCCAGGCCCUCCGUUCCCGACCUUCCUCUUCUCAAUCAAAAUCACAUUCACUACAGCAAAAACAAUCAUCAGCAGCUCAGCCAUCGAAACCACGACAAGAACAAAAAGAAGAAGAGAAAAAGGAGCGGAUAUCGAAGGUUGCGGUCGUCGAUAAUGUUGACGAGGAAUUGAGGGGUGUGUUGGGUGAUGAUCUCUCCGCUAGAUUCGCUGCUCUCAAGGCUUCCUUGUCUUCCUCUUCUAAUCCUACUCCUGUUGCUGCCUCGACUACUAAUGAAGUUCGUAUCGGUCUCGAAAAAUCCAACGGCGACUAUGAUGAGGAAGAUGAAGUUGAGAAAGUGAUCCAAUGGGCCAUAGAUGCUGCUCGCCUUGAUCCUUCUCCUCCCUCUGAUGAUGACAAUGAUCAAAUCGAUUCCGAUUCCGAUGAUAAUGAUAGUGACGAUGACGAUGAUCCCAAACAUAAAAACAAGGAACCCAAAAGUAGGAAAUGACAGUCUCCUUAAAGCAGCCCUGCAGCAUUCUUCCGAAGCCAACUUUAUCCUCAGAUUGUAGGCAGGAAGUGAAUACUCUCAGCAGAUUUGUUUAUUAUCCGCCUGCUGGUAGCCAUAAAUCUUCAUGUAAUGUCACCCUGCAUAGUUAUACUUCAUAGUUAAUCUCUACCUUUCAUUUUUCAAACUUGUCAUUAUUCUUUUUGCCACUGGGUAUUGUCUUGUUGUUGUAAAGGGCACAGCAGAUAGGUUUUCUCGAAACAUUAUUCAUGAAUAAAAAGCCACAGUUGCAUAUUUGCAGUUGAGUGCCCUGUAA
Durio zibethinus is the source of this 1208-nucleotide messenger RNA. RefSeq lists its product as uncharacterized. The record is from RefSeq and is a predicted model, not a curated record. NCBI's taxonomy places the organism in Eukaryota, Viridiplantae, Streptophyta, Magnoliopsida, Malvales, Malvaceae.